Carcharodon carcharias (great white shark) is the source of this 2964-nucleotide messenger RNA. RefSeq names its product matrix metallopeptidase 2 (gene mmp2). The record is from RefSeq and is a predicted model, not a curated record. The coding region runs from base 235 to 2208 and encodes 657 amino acids. The transcript has 13 exons. Gene Ontology annotation, molecular function: metalloendopeptidase activity; zinc ion binding. Gene Ontology annotation, biological process: response to hypoxia; proteolysis; collagen catabolic process. Lineage: Eukaryota; Metazoa; Chordata; Chondrichthyes; Lamniformes; Lamnidae. Gene Ontology annotation, cellular component: extracellular matrix.
AACUUCCGCCAGUACUCCGCUUCGGCAGAUUGAUCGCGCGACUGCGCAUUUGGAAGCACAAAGAAUUUGAGUCGACAGGAGCAAGUAACAACAACACAUUGUUGCCUGCAGACUGAUACCUGUAACAGCAAAGUAGAGAAAAGCAGCACCAUGCUUGUGCAGUGAAGGAUAUCAAAGAGACGCCACUACAGCGAUAUUUCUUUUGAUAAAUAGGUGCCUUCCCACUGGAAGAAAAUGACUAUCAAAACAACCAGCAACUUUUAUCGCUUAGUUUUAAAAGUAGCGUUGCUCCAAAUCCUCGGGGUGCAGCAGACUCUAGAGGCACCGACUGGCAUAGUCAAGUUUCCAGGGGAUAACAGCACGAAAACAAACAAGGAAAUAGCCACUUUAUACUUGAACAAAUUCUAUGGCUGCCCGAAAGAAAGGUGCGAUCUUGUGGUAUUGUCCGACACACUGAAGAAGAUGCAGAAAUUUUUUGGACUGCCACAGACUGGAGAACUGGACAGUGAGACUGUAAACGUUAUGAAAAAGCCGCGAUGUGGAGUUCCUGACCUGGCCAAUUACAACUUUUUCCCACAGCUGCCCAAAUGGGAGAAUAAUCAUGUAACUUACAGGAUUUUAGGAUACACUCACGAUCUGGACUCAGAGACGGUGGAUGAUGCUUUUGCUCGGGCUUUUCAGGUAUGGGCUGCCGUCACGCCUCUGUCAUUUACAAGGACCUUCGAUGGAGAGGCGGACAUCAUGAUCAACUUUGGCCGCUGGGAACAUGGUGAUGGAUACCCAUUCGAUGGGAAGGAUGGGUUACUGGCACACGCCUUUGCCCCAGCGAAAGGAAUUGGUGGUGAUUCUCAUUUCGAUGAUGAUGAGUUCUGGACGUUGGGUGAAGGACGAGUUAUUAGGGCAAGAUAUGGGAAUGCAGAAGGUGAAUUUUGCAAAUUUCCUUUUAUGUUCAAUGGGAAGGAGUACAAUAGCUGCACUACUGAUGGUCGUAGUGAUGGCUUCCCUUGGUGUUCCACAACUUAUAAUUUCGAUACAGAUUCAAAAUAUGGAUUCUGUCCUCAUGAAUCACUCUUUACUAUGGGAGGAAAUAGCGGUGGAGAGCCAUGCUCAUUUCCUUUUACCUUUGAAAGCAGGCAGUAUGACAGCUGCACAACAGAAGGAAGAACAGAUGGCUACCGGUGGUGUAGCACAACCAGCAAUUAUGACACAGACAGAAAAUACGGGUUCUGCCCGGACCCAGCUUUGUCAACAAUUGGAGGAAACUCAGAUGGUCAACCUUGUGUAUUUCCUUUCACUUUCCUUGGGAAAACAUAUGAUUCCUGCACAACUAAUGGACGUAAUGAUGGCCAAAUAUGGUGUGCGACCACUGGAAACUAUGACCAAGAUAGCAAGUGGGGAUUCUGCCCUGACAGUGGUUACAGUCUUUUCCUUGUUGCUGCUCAUGAGUUUGGUCACGCACUUGGCUUGGAGCAUUCCCAAGAUCCUGGAGCACUAAUGGCCCCAAUCUACACCUACAGCAAACACUUCAGACUCUCAAAUGACGAUGUUCUCGGCAUUCAGAAGCUUUAUGGUGCACCAACCGAUAAACCCUUGCCACCAACACAGGGUCCUGUCACUCCUAUGAACCUAUGCGAGGACAACUUGGUCUUUGAUGCAAUUGCACAAGUCAGAGGAGAGAUUUUCUUCUUCAAAGAUCGAUUCUUGUGGAGAACCACAAAUCCCCGGACCAAACCCACGGGACCUGUGCUAGUUGCUGUUUACUGGUCUGAUCUGCCUGAAAAAAUGGAUGCUGCCUAUCAGGAGCCUUUGCAUGACAAGGCUGUAUUCUUUGCAGGAAAUCAGUACUGGAUUUAUAGUGCCAGUGACCUGGAGAAAGGAUAUCCCAAGAAAAUCUCCACACUUGGGUUACCAGAAGACUUGCCACGAAUUGAUGCAGUUUUUAACUGGAAGAAAAACAAGAAGACUUACAUCUUUGCAGGUGACAAGUUUUGGAGAUACAAUGAAGUGAAGAAAAAAAUGGAUGCUGGAUUCCCUAAGUUAAUUGCAGAUGCCUGGAAUGGCGUCCCAGACAGCUUGGAUUGUGCCCUUGAGUCUCUUGGAAAUGGACACACCUAUUUUUUCAAGGAUUGGUACUAUCUUAAAAUGGAAGACCAGAGCUUGAAGAUUAUCAAAGUAGGAAAUGUGAAAACUGACUGGCUCGGUUGUUAGGAUAAACAUUUUUUUUAUCAUUUAUCUUAUUUUCUUCCAAAUAGUCGUAUGUCUUAGCUGUAAGUUAUUGUUUAAGUGAUAAGUAUAGCAUUGUCUCAUGGUUGUAAAGUCAAGCUUGGAAUUUUACACGAAGACCAAUUACAACAGUAUUAUUAUCCAGCUUUGCUAUUGAAACAAUAUUUUAGGUCAGUAUUUUCAUUAUUCUGUAAGAACUAAGGAAAAAAUGGUGAAGGCACAGGUUGCCUAAAGUAUUGAUUUGUGUAGUGUGAUGGAAUUAGAAUGAAAAACCAUUAUUUAAAUAUUUGAAAAUGCUUUCUGUACUUUACGGGUACAGUUUUUUUAACACGGGCCAUAUUCAUAUAAACUUGAAUUUUUCUUUUAAAAUACAGGAAAUGUUUUAAACAAAUCUAAACUAGUUCCAUGCAAUGGUAUUGAAACAUCGUAAUAACCAAGACAUGGAAAUAAUCAGCUAUCAAAAACAGAUCACAGAUACUACUUUUUAGAACAAUUAUAUGAUGGAUAGCUGAAAACAACCUAAAAUCAGGUUAUUUGUGAUUUUUUUCUGAACAGUUAGUUGAAGCUUUUGUAGUGCCCAGAUAUGAUAAAAAAGUUGACAACUCAAGAAACACUGGUGUUUCCAUUUCUUAUUUCACAGUGUUAACCAAAGUUACAAAGAGAUUGUGAUAUUUUGAACCAUUCUUGUACUAAUUUAGUUUUUUUUCAUAAAUUUUAUAUUCAAUAAAGUUGUCUUAAAGA